UUCCGUGCCGCCGCGCACUUCCGCCUCGCCCUGCACCCUUCCGCCGCGCAGGCCCCGCCCCCGCCCGGUUGCGGCCCCGCCCCGCGGCGGCGGCGGGAGGAGGAGGAGGAUGAGCGGGCGGCGGGUGGAUGCCAAGGUGGUGCUGCUGGGGCAGGAGGGCGUGGGCAAGAGCAGCCUGGUGGAGCGCUGCGCCCACCGCCGCUUCCGGCCCGGGCCUUACCAGAACACCAUCGGGGCCGCCUUCGUGGCCAAGGUGAUGUCCGUGGGGGACCAGGCGGUGACCCUGGGGAUCUGGGACACGGCCGGCUCCGAGCGCUACGAGGCCAUGAGCCGCAUCUACUACCGCGGGGCGCGGGCCGCCGUCGUCUGCUACGAUCUCACUGACAGCAGCAGUUUUCAGCGAGCCAAGUUCUGGGUGAACGAGCUGCAAAACUGCGAGGAGGGUUGCCGGAUCUACCUGUGUGGCACCAAAAGCGACCUGCUAGAGGAGGAUAGGAGGAAGCGGGCGGUUGACUUCCAUGACGUGCAGGACUAUGCCGAUGAGAUCAAAGCAGAGCUCUUUGAGACCUCCAGUAAGACAGGCCAGAGCGUGGAUGAGCUGUUCCAGAAGGUGGCCGAGGACUAUGUCCAGUUCACCACCUUCCAGGUGAUGACAGCUGUACGGGCCUGUCUGCAACGCGGCAGCAGCGUGCAGCCCCGUGGACUGCUGCCCUCCUGGCGUGCGGAGCGGCAGAGGGCUGCUGUGUGGUGCCGGGAGCGUCCUGCAGCACUGGGAACCGUGGGCCAUCACACCUGGGGACCUUGGGGACCCUCUCCCUGCAACCCAGUGUUUGUGGGAGCUGCUUCCCCAAAUCACUGCUGUGGCCCAGCAGUGGCCGUUAACUUAUUCUCUUGGAGAUGCUGCCCAAUUCUUUGCAGAUUUAUUGAAGCGUCUUCUCUUGAGGUGUACAAUGUAAAUAAAAUGCAUUGUGGUCUGAGCUGUCCCCCUCCUGCGCCGCUGCCGCGGCUCUCCCAUCCUUGCCCUGGCUGUCUGGGCACAGGCGGGCUCCCCCCAUGCCCCCCUGCUCCGCAAGACAAAGCACAAGAGGACAUCAAGAGUAAAGUUAAACUUUACUUUACAGUAAUUUUUCUUCUAUAUACAAAGAAUUACAGUACAUGUUCUGGGAGCACCUGCGCAGGGCAACCCUCUUUUCAUUAUAAGUUUCACAUACACAGCCAACAGUCUAAGGGGAGCAAAACGAAAGUAAUCAAUGGUCCAAGGCUCUCCCCUCUCCCUCUUCUAAAAAUAAUAUACAUGCUGGAAAUAUGUAGGUUUCUUUCACCCGCUCUGGCAUCCCUACUUAGAACUGACAGACAAGUCCCGGGCAGGGGCCAGGCAGCCACACGUCCCCAACGCAGUGCUCGCCCCAGUCACCACCGUGGCGCCCACCCACAGCUCUGUCCAGCCCCUAUCUCCAUUGCACACCCCAACUCCCACUGCGCUUCCCUCUCGUCUACCCUCCAGCCGAGCCUGCGGGAUGGGACCCUCUGGGGGAGGGGUCCCUUCCGCUGCCACCCCGCAGGCAGACCUAGACGAGGGAGGAACACAGUGUGGGACUGCUGA
Molecule: messenger RNA, 1603 nt
Organism: Phalacrocorax carbo (great cormorant)
Lineage: Eukaryota; Metazoa; Chordata; Aves; Suliformes; Phalacrocoracidae
Source: RefSeq, a predicted model, not a curated record